Electrophorus electricus (electric eel) is the source of this 2365-nucleotide messenger RNA. It is a transcript of the gene fam107b, whose product is annotated as family with sequence similarity 107 member B. The record is from RefSeq and is a predicted model, not a curated record. NCBI's taxonomy places the organism in Eukaryota, Metazoa, Chordata, Actinopteri, Gymnotiformes, Gymnotidae.
GUUGCAAAGCGUGAGUGUCAAUAUGUAUGUGUUUGUGAGCAAAGAAACAAAGCUGGUGUGAAAUGUAUUUCAAAUUGAACAGAAGAAAUCUCAAGCUACUACCUGGUUAUAAGGCAGGUGGUGUUACUGAAUAAAUCAGGAUAAUGUCGUGUUUCAUUUAGGUUAUUCAGAACAUCUAUUUUUGUUUUUAAAAAGUUUUGUAAAAAUGAAUGUGUUGGAAAAACGGAGUCCAACGGUUCAGCGGCUUCUGCAAUGGCUUUUGUGUAAUGGCUCUGAUAUGUUUUGGAUAAUUCCCGCAUAUUCAUACACCUCACUCUAAAAUUCGCUUACACCUUGGUUAUCAAAUUGUAUUUGUUGUCUCAUUGCAGCCCUCUUCUUUUUUGAGGAUUAUGAUGUUAAUGUUUCGUGGCGACCUCUAGUGAAUAAAAUGUGACGUUACGUCUCUUUACCGAACAAAUACAUUUACCGCUCGCCACGAUCUGGUAUCUCGCGUAACAUACACAUAACUAUAUCUGCUUGUAUAUAAAAAACGAAACUAAUUAUACGUGUUUUGUUCAACAGGUCAUAUUAAACCAAAGACUAUGUGGUGUUUUCAGAAUAGACAUCCAGUGUGGGUUAUAGGCUAUUGUGCAGUAGCCUUAUCAUCACUCUUAUUGAAAAUGUUUGCUUCGCGCAGUCGUUUAUCUUAGCGAGAGGAAAGUAUGGCGUGCUGUUUCAUUACGUUGUACGUUUCAUGCGUGUCGCAGUUAUUAAAGGAUUGUCGGCGUGUCUAGGCUGAGGUGGGCGGUUAUGUGAUAAGUGAUAUUACGCUGAGGAGGUUCACAGUAGUGGGAAAUAUUUCGUGUAGGCUUUGUCUCUCCUAGCUGGUCUCUUCAUCCUGGCCGAAACUUCUGCUCACUUUAAAUUAGAAGCCGCGAUGGCCACCGUGUUUAGAUACGCAGUGUUUCCUUUUCUACAAGGCCUGGAGCAGUCGGAGUUGGCGGAAGGGUUGUCUUGUGUGCAGAGCGUUAUGGCAGAACCAGACUACAUGGACGGCGACUGUGAUGAGCUCAUUAAGCCCAAGAAACUCAUCAACCCAGUAAAGACAUCCAGGAACCAUCAAGAUCUACACCGAGAGCUCCUUAUGAAUCAGAAGAGGGGACUGUCUCCACAGAACAAGCCAGAGCUCCAAAAGGUGAUGGAGAAGAGGAAGAGAGAGCAGGUGCUGAAGGCUCAGAAAGAGGAGCAGGAAGCUCACCAGAAACGAUCAGAUCUAGAGAUUGAGCUCAUGAAGAGACAGCAGAAACUUGAGCAGCUGGAACUUGAGCAGCAUAAGAUUGAAGAGGAGCAGGAGAACACCCCUGAAUUUGUUAAAAUGAAAAGCAAUCUAAGAAGAACCAAAUUGGAAGUGGACGAGCAGGAGCGUCCCACCUAGACACCUUGUGGGGGCUUUUGAGGGCGUCCAUGGCACAUGAUUACAUGGAACCUGGACUGCAGUUUGUGGACAUCCACUGGUGUUCCUACUCCUUGCGCUCCUGUGAAACAAGUGACUAUGAAUGGUUCCUAUUGCUUGCUUACAUGACCAGUAUUCACUUAAACCUUUUCCCUGAACAUCGACAGCCAAUGAAGGGAGUUGCACUCACAGGCACGAAGGCCCAGCGUCUCCGUUGCUCAAUGGCUUUAGUGAACUUGCAUGGCAGGACAAACAGAGCCUACAUAGAGCUUACAAAGAGACUGCACAGAGCCUAUAUUGAGCCUACACAGAGUCUUUCCAUGUGUUUCUCUUUCUGUCUUUUUUUGUUGUUGUUUUUGGAAGAACCACUCGUUUUUUUUUUUUGUUUGUUUGUUUGUUUGUUUUUAUGGGACACUGGAUGGACUCUUGUAAGCCAACAUAAUGAGCUUUUAUUUUGCUUUGGGACAGAGAGAAGGUCUCUCAAGGUCUCCAUAUCUUUCUUUUUUUGGAUGAUUUUGAAAAAUGAAAAAAAAUCACAUUGAAUCAAAGUUUGGAUGUAUAAUGUACAGAGCUUGCUUUUUCUUUUGUUUGGUUUAUUUGUGCCCUCCCUUUGAGCUACAUAUUUUAAGCAAUAAUAGAUCUAGUUUGAUGUGUUUGUUAAUAUUUUUGUGUGUAUUGUUAUUGUUGUCAUUGUUUUUUAUGGAUAAAAUCCUUAUGAAAACAUUUUAGUUAAAUGCGUUAUAGAAUGCUACAUGAAGGCAAUUUGUUCUCCAUACCAGAAUAGUAGUCGUUCAGAGCAAUCAGGAAGCUGUAGAAAACCACACCUGUUUGUUAGUUCAGUGUUGAGGACUGUUAUAUGUAGGCUAACCACUCAUUUUCCCUUUAAAUUGGAAACCCCUUUAAAUUGGAAAUAAAUAUUAUUUUGUCAUGUUA